This is a messenger RNA of Panicum virgatum (switchgrass), 2491 nucleotides long. RefSeq lists its product as uncharacterized. The coding region runs from base 138 to 2099 and encodes 653 amino acids. NCBI's taxonomy places the organism in Eukaryota, Viridiplantae, Streptophyta, Magnoliopsida, Poales, Poaceae. The record is from RefSeq and is a predicted model, not a curated record. The transcript is spliced from 6 exons.
UCUCCAGCCAAUAACCCGUCCAUUUCGUCUACCAUUCCUCUCCCCCAAAUCCGCCGCCUCCAAUUCCCCGAAUCGAGCUAUCUCACGCCGAGACAAACCCUAGCUCCCGCCGGCGCCGCCCCCUCGCCAGCGCCGGGAUGGACUUCACGGCGCCCUCCUUCUCGCUGGGUUUCGAUUGGGAUGACGACGACCCCCCUCCCCCGGCCGGGAGCGGCCCGUGCGAGCAGCCGCGAGGGUACGCGGCGCCCGACGCGCCGUCGUUCUCGCUAGGGAUCGACUUCGACGACGACGUCGAGGAGGAGCCCCGGCCCCCCGUGGGAGGCCGCCGGGAAGAGCAGGCGCGGGGUUCCGCGGCCCCCGACCCGCCGUCGUUCUCCCUGGGCUUCGACGACGAAGACGAAGACGGUGACAAGCUCGCCGCCGAACAGCGUCACGAGCAGGCGCGCCCCCAGGUGGCGCCUCGUGCCCCCUCUUCGGUUGGCGCUGAAGAUGAGGACGAUGACUUUGUCCUUGCCGGUAGCAACCAGCCGCCGCCGGAGACCAAACGAUUCAAGCGGCUGCGGAAGGGCCCUGCGCCAUCCCAUCCGGUGCCAAUUCCGCAGGUGCGGCGCUGUGAGGCGCCCGACGCACCCUCUUUCUCCCUGGGCUUCAGCGAUGACGACGAGGAUUUCUUUGCUGACGGCCAGCAUCAUAAGCAAUCGAGACAGCCGGCAGCACCUCGUGCCCCCUCGUCGUUCAGUUUUGAAGAUGAGGCCGACUUCUUCGUCGCUGGUGACCGAAGGGCAGAACCAGCCCGGAUUGAAGCGACUCCACCUAAGCGGCUGCGGAAGGGCCCCGUGCUGCCACAUCUGACGCCAUCACCACCUCCUCUCAAGGUGCCAGGACCACCAACGGCAGGAGUGUCUCCAGUGAUGAGUGAAAAUGGAGCACUAGGGGUGGUUGGGGCUGGGAGUUUAGAAGAUGAGAUCGAAGAUUGUACAACAGACGAGGAUCGACCGAUGCGAGAUGUGCCACCUUCCGUUGGUAGCUGCAGCACUUCCAGCAACUCAAAAUUCUCUCUGCUCAACUGUGGUGUCCUCGUGACUCAGUCAGCAACCAAAGUGAAGACAUCAAAAUUUACACAGACAUCAAAUUCUUCGGCUUCAAAAUCUUUGGAAGAAAGCUGCACAAAGAAACUACUUCCUAAGAUAACAAUAAGCCCAAUGAGGAAAAUCCACUUGCUUGACUCUGAUACAGAUGCAGAUGAUAACGAAAAUCGAAAUAAAGCAAAGAAGCCAGUUAGUCCUGUUAAAAAGAGACAAGAAUCCAUGCACAAAUAUAUGCAGGAAAAGCCUACCUUGCAACAAAACAGCAAGCCCCAAGGGAGCACCACUGUGCAAAAGAGUGAAGCUAUGAUGAAUGACAAUUGGGCAACACCUGCCUUUGAUGAGUUUUGCAAUGAAUACUUCAAAUCUACAAAUGAUGCAGGAUCUUCUCAGAAGAAAGAAGGCAACAGUUUUUGUUGUUCCAAACUUUCUCAACCCAAAUACUCUAUUGGUGAGAUGGAAGGGCAUUUCCAGCAACAGAGCACUUCAAGUGGAGCUGUACUAGAUGACAACCUGGAUGGUCAUCCUCCUGCUAUGCAUUAUUUCUUCCACCAUGACCCAAGGGUGCGUGAUCUAGUCCAUGACAGGCUGAAUCAUUUCUUUCCAAUUGGGGCAGGAAGUACCAGAGAAAAUGAGGAAAGCAGAGGAGAAAGUCUCAGCUACAGGAGGCAUUUCAGCUCGAGUACGGCUGCUAAUAAUGACUGGGUGACUCCAAAUAGAAGGAUACCAGUUCCAACUGAUGUUGGCAAAAGAAGGGUGCAUGCCAGUGGAACUCAAUCUGGCUCUGGCCAUUGGUUUACUGGUGAUAACGGGAAGAAGAUUUAUGUCUCAAAGAAUGGGCAGGAGUUGACUGGCCGAGAUGCCUAUCGACAAUAUAAAAAGGAAAGUGGCAGGGGAUUCAACAAGUACAGGAAGAAAGGUUCAUCUGGAACCAAACAAGGUGCUGCUAAAGUGAAAGUUGAAACUACGGCGAAGCAAGGCUCUAGUAGAGGUAGAGGAAAAAGGAAGCGGUGAGAGGCAGGUCUGCUUGCCCAGCUUCACAAUGGCCAGGAUUCUAUAGUUAGUUUUUGCCUUGUGUGUUUCACUUCAUAGCCGGUUUGUUAAAAGAUCAUGUAAUAAGCUUCAAUUGCUCUCCAUUUUCUUUAAUGUCAGGAGGCACACGUAUACAUCAAUACAUGGUCCUAGUGUGAUUGUAAAUAUUGUUAGCUCCUGCUGCUUUACUGUAUUCUAUUGUUAGCCUGUUAGGUGCCAAGUGCCAAGGAUUCAUAUGCAAAGGGAUGGUACGCACCACUGGAUGUAUAAAACAUGAUUACACGCUCGUAGCAUUCAUCAAGUAAUUAUUUCAUGUAUCCUUUGUGAUUGGAGUUGGACAAUCUAUAAUGAAUUGGCAUACCAUAUUGCUGUCA